Fusarium coffeatum is the source of this 1788-nucleotide messenger RNA. RefSeq lists its product as uncharacterized. The record is from RefSeq and is a predicted model, not a curated record. NCBI's taxonomy places the organism in Eukaryota, Fungi, Ascomycota, Sordariomycetes, Hypocreales, Nectriaceae. The transcript has a single exon. The coding region runs from base 1 to 1788 and encodes 595 amino acids.
AUGCCUGAUAGAAGUUCCAUCUCCAUCACAAACAACCUUGACAUAGCUCUUCGGCACCUCAGAUAUACAGCUGAGGAUCGACAGCUCUGGGUUGAUUCCCUUUGUAUCAAUCAAAAGGAUGAGGAGGAAAAGUCCUCCCAGAUCCCUCUCAUGGGCAGCAUUUAUCGACUUGCGAAUCGCGUUCUGGCCUGGUUGGGCCCAGAGGAGAACGAGAGCCGUCAUGCCCUCGAGACCAUAGCUCACGUUGGCCGCCAAGUCGAAAUUAAUUGGAGCACGACGAGCAUAAGGCCAGCCCGUGGCACUUCCGAACUAGGUUGGGCGGACCUCGCCAUGAAAGCACCGUUCAAUGACCAGGAACUGCACAGCAUAUGUUCCCUCUUUGAGCGGCAAUGGUUUGAGCGCAUCUGGGUUCGUCAAGAAAUUACCCUUUCCACUGUAGCCGUAGUGAAAUGCGGCAGCACGGAGGUUGAUUGGAAUCUAUUCAGAAAAGGGGCAUACAUCAUGUUUCGCCAGCCUAGCGACAUUUGGCAUAUUCGGGAACGCAAGAUCGCAUCCGUCAAAUCUCUACGACUGGUUGAGUCACUUUGCAGGACGCGGCCGGGUUUUCUUGGUUAUCGUGACCUCAGAACGGACAUUCGCGGCACCAAAAGUAAAGAUCCGCGGGACAUGAUUUACGGAGUAUCCAGUUUGCUAUGCAGGCCCGAUCAAGGUCUAGGGAUUCAAGCGGAUUAUUCCAAAUCUGUUUCUGAGGUCUACACGGACGUAGUCCAAAAGAUUAUCAUCCAGCGUCGUUCAUUGAAAAUUCUUGACACCUGUGAACUUUGCUCCAAAGUCUUGGAUAUACCCAGUUGGGUUCCAGACUGGUCGAGUUCUUUGAAACAACUAAACAUGCCCUGGGGAACGUGGAGCGCUUGCGGGUGGAUAUCGGCAAAGGUCAAUUUUCCACAGGAUACGUUUCAUGGGAAAAGAGUCCUCCGUGUUGCCGGCAUCCGGGCAUCAAGGAUAGCCAACGUUCGCUGUGCACAGACUGGCAACUACGAUACAGAGGUAUCUCACAAUCGGAUGAUCAAACUAAUAAGGCACUUCAAGCCAUCGGGGGACCUCGAUGCUCCUUACAAGAGUGGGGGAACAAUUAUUGAGGCUCACGCUCGCGUUUUCGUUGGCUUGGCAUUUGCCCACGAUUUUGACCCGCCUGACAGAUAUUGGCCUGAGUUUGAUCGAACCGUACAAGAUGUUCGCAAUAUAUGGAUGACCAAUGGAGAUUAUGAUGAGCUGAGAAAGGUGUCCAUGCAUCCAUCUGAAGCAUUCUUCAGGACAUUCACUUUGAAUAUUGUGGGGCGCUGUGUUUUUUCGACUGUCGACGGGCUCAUUGGACUUGCGCCACUAGGUACUAUCUCAAAUGACCUUGUUUGUGUAAUAUUUGGUGGAAGGCACCCAGUCAUCCUACGAGAAUAUGCCACAAGCUCCGCAUCAGACUCAAUGUACCAGGUUGUAGGCGUUUGUUACGUGCCGGGCUUGAUGAUGGGCGAGAUUAUCCACGGAUCCUUCCCCAGCUUUUGCAGGCCGAUAAAUAUGUUUGGUCACUCUCUUAGCACUCCUGCCAUUGAAAAUACACAUGUUGCGUUGUUGGACACUCGAAGAAACGAGUUGAAGACUGAUCCGUCUGCGAUUCUGAUGGAAAUGGGAAUUCGUUGCGAAAGGUAUCAAAGACAUCCACAUAUAUUAGAAGUCACCCAAGAGGCACUUCACGAAGCCAAUAUCGCCAUAGAAGACUUCAACCUAUUUUAG